Molecule: messenger RNA, 6023 nt
Organism: Dicentrarchus labrax (European seabass)
Lineage: Eukaryota; Metazoa; Chordata; Actinopteri; Moronidae
Product: SLIT-ROBO Rho GTPase-activating protein 3
Exons: 22
Coding region: 426-3764 (1112 amino acids)
Biological process (GO): negative regulation of cell migration; signal transduction
Cellular component (GO): cytoplasm
Molecular function (GO): protein binding
Source: RefSeq, a predicted model, not a curated record
AGAGAGAGAGAGUGAGAGAGGGGGGGAGAAAGGAAAAAAAAGGGCAGACUGGACAGUGUUGUGCAGAGGGCGCUCAGUGCUAUUAUUACAGAGGCUGCCAUAGCUGUUCCUUCCAGUGAAAUGUACAUCAAACGUGAGUUGUUUUCCGAUUUACAGAAGAGUGCUGGUGUAGAGGAGUGGUCAGGGUCGGAGAUCAGUAUGCACUUUUAGGUUCGACGUCGCCUUGAACGCAGCAGCAGCAGCAGCAGCAACCUCGCAGAGCCUCAAGUGCGUUUUUAAUCUCCGAAGUUGUGUCAAGCGGGCGAUGGUUCGCAUCUGAUUGUUGCUCAACUAUCCGGAGAGGACUGCAGACACGGCAAACGCUGCAUUGUGGCGACUGAGACGCCGAUUCCUGCCCGAGGAUUGCACAAUCCGAUCUCUCCAAAAUGUCAUCUCAGGCGAAAAUCAAGAAGGACAAAGAGAUUAUUGCUGAAUAUGAGACCCAAGUGAAAGAGAUCCGUAACCAGCUGGUGGAGCAGUUCCGUUGUCUAGAGCAGCAGUCCGAGUCCCGGCUGCAGCUGCUGCAGGACCUGCAGGAGUUCUUCCGUCGAAAGGCUGAGCUCCAGCUCGAGUACUCCAGAGGCCUGGACAAACUGGCUGAGCGUUACUCUGCCAAGAUCCGCACCUCCAGAGAGCACCAGCAUUUCAAAAAGGACCAGAAUCUCGUGUCCACUGUGAACUGCUGGUAUUUGGUCUUGGACCAGACCAGGCGGGAGAGCAGAGACCACGCCACUCUCAGUGACAUCUACAACAACAACGUCAUUGUCCGUCUGGCACACGUGGGCGAGGAUGUCAUCAGACUUUUCAAAAAGAGCAAAGACAUCGGGGUGCAGAUGCAUGAGGAGUUAGUGAAAGUCACCAAUGAGCUCUACACAGUGAUGAAGACGUACCACAUGUACCACACUGAGAGUAUCAGUGCUGAGAGCAAGCUGAAGGAGGCAGAGAAACAGGAAGAAAAGCACAUUGGCAAGGUCAAUGACAUUAGUUCCAGCCUUCUGCGGUAUGGACAUGAUGAACGUCCACAGCGACGGAGCUCUGUCAAGAAGAUGGAGAAAAUGAAGGAGAAGAGACAAGCCAAGUACUCUGAAAACAAGCUGAAAUGCACAAAGGCCCGGAACGACUAUCUGCUCAAUCUGGCUGGUACCAAUGCCCUGGUGGCCAAAUAUUAUAUCCAUGAUGUCUCGGACAUGAUAGAUUGUUGUGACUUAGGUUACCAUGCAAGCCUGGCACGCACCCUGAGAACCUACUUGUCUGCAGAGUAUAGCCUGGAGACUUCUCGCCAUGAGGGUCUGGACUUGCUGGAGGGAGCAGUAGAUGCCAUGGACAUCAGAGGAGACAAGCUGAAGUUCAUGGACACGCACAGCCAGAUCUUCUGUCCUCCAGCACGCUUUGACUAUCAGCCACACAUGGGGGAUGAGGUGUGUCAGGUGAGUGCACAGCAGCCUGUCCAGACUGAGCUCUUGAUGCGCCACCACCAGCUGCAGUCACGCCUGGCCACACUGAAGAUAGAAAAUGAAGAGGUGAGGAAGACUCUUGAUGCUACCAUGCAGACCCUUCAGGACAUGCUCACAGUGGAGGACUUUGAUGUGUCAGAGGCCUUCCAGCACAGCCAAUCCACAGAGUCGGUCAAAUCAGCUUCCUCUGACUCCUACAUGAGCAAGGCAAACAUCAGUAAGAGACGAGCCAAUCAGCAGGAGACCGAGGGCUUCUACUUCACUAAAUACAAGGAGUACUUGAAUGGCAGCAAUCUCAUUGUCAAACUGCAGGCCAAGCAUGACCUUCUGAAGCAGACGCUAGGAGAAGGGGAGAGGGCUGAAUAUGGAACAACAAGGCCCCCCACUCUUCCCCCUAAACCCCAGAGAAUGCGGAAGUCUAGACCUCGCUCCAUUUUUAACCGUAAGCUGUUUAACGGCAAUAUGGAGGCCUUCAUUCAGGACUCAGGACAGCCUAUACCAGUGGUGGUUGAGAGCUGCGUUCGAUACAUCAAUCUGUAUGGUCUUCAGCAGCAAGGUAUAUUUCGAGUUCCAGGUUCCCAGGUCGAAGUCAACGAUAUUAAAAAUGCAUUUGAAAGAGGAGAGGAUCCACUCGUGGAUGAUCAAGCCGAUCAUGACAUCAACUCUGUGGCAGGCGUUCUUAAGCUCUACUUCAGGGGCUUGGAAAACCCGCUGUUCCCUAAAGAGAGAUUCCUCGAUCUCAUAUCUACAACCAAGCUUGACUCAGGUGCAGAAAGAGCUCAUCACCUUCAGCAGAUUAUUGUGACUCUUCAGCGGCCUGUGAUCAUCGUCAUGAGAUACCUGUUUGCAUUUCUAAAUCACCUUUCACAGUACAGUGAUGAGAACAUGAUGGACCCUUACAACCUGGCUAUUUGCUUUGGUCCUACAUUGAUGCCAAUACCAGAUGACCAGGACCCUGUGUCCUGCCAGGCGCAUGUUAACGAGGUCAUUAAGACCAUUAUCAUCCACCAUGAGGCCAUCUUCCCGACCCAGCGUGAAUUGGAGGGACCUGUGUAUGAAAAGUGUAUGGCUGGUGGGGAAGAGUACUGUGAAAGCCCCCACAGUGAGCCAGGAGCCCUUGACGAGGUUGACAAUGGUACUGGACCAAACACUAGUGAUGAAGAGGUGGAGCAGAUUGAGGCCAUAGCAAAGUUUGACUAUGUGGGCCGAAGUCCUCGGGAGCUUUCGUUCAAGAAGGGAGCCUCUCUGUUACUCUACCUCCGAGCCUCUCAGGACUGGUGGGAGGGCCGACAUAACGGUGUGGAUGGGCUGAUCCCACAUCAGUACAUUGUGGUACAAGACAUGGAUGACGCGUUCUCAGAUAGCAUUCAGAGGACUGAUAGUGCAGCCAGCAGCGGACUACACCACGAUGAAAGAACCUCAUCCAGAAUUGGCCGCCAAUCUCCUUGCGAACACACACCUGAGCACCGCUUUGGAGCAGCAAUGGGAAGAGUGAGAGUGCGAUCAGAUGGAGCAGCAGUUCCACGCCACAGGAAUGGCGCUGACAGUCACAGCCCCAGCCGAGCUGCAGACCACCCUCCUAGGGUUAUGCCUCGGCCAUGCAGCCCACACAAAGUAGCUGUUAGCCGAGGGCCAACAGACAGUCCGGAGAAACGGCGUCUCACCACUUUUGGCAGUGCUGGCUGCAUCAACCACCCAGACAGAAAGGCCUUCGUCGACAGCCACUCUCAGCGAUCUUCACCCAGCACCACUCGGCAUGCAAGUUUAGGAGAUCACAAAGCCCUCGAAGCUGAAGCACUAGCUGAGGACAUAGAGAAAACCAUGAAUACAGCUCUCCAUGAGUUGCGUGAGCUGGAACGACAGAAUGUAGCCAAACAUGCCCCUGAUGUUGUUUUGGACACAUUGGAGCCCCUCAAACACCCCGGUGGAGCCCAGGAUCCACCUGGCAGCCCUCUCCACACCAUGGUCAUCAGGGAUCCAGAUGCAGCACAGCGACGUACCAGCAGCAGCUCCUCCUCUGAGACCAUGACCACUUUUAAACCUGCUCUGUCAACACGUAGACCGAGUGCACCUCUAAGGCCCCCGCCUGUCAGACCUGUCCGACCUGCUCCUGUGAUUGGACAGGGCCAGGGACCACACCGCUCCAGCAGCUCUAGUUCUUCUGGUCUGGGAAGUCCAGGCAUCACACCUACUGACAGGGUCUUUCCCAAACCUCCCUCCCCAUCACCAUCCACCUCCUCCUCAUCCUCAGACAAACAAGGUAACAUGUAGCUCCAGUCAGUCACAAGUCAAGUGGUUGAAGAACAUUGUGGAUACAGAGUGAUUGUGAUGACCGUCACAUUGGCACCUGGUCUGUAUGAUGCAUAUUUACCACAAAUCUUGUAUAGUGCUAGACAGCUGCUGCUGGUUUCUGACAACUGUGUGCCCACACAUUGACUCGUUGGUGGACAAGUUAAUGUACUAUAUUACAAUAUUACACAGAAAUAUGAUUUAAAACUAUGAGAAUGAUUUUAAAUAAUGCUACAAUGCUGAAUAGCCAUGCUGGAUAAAAAAGGGAUGCACUGGAAAAUACUUCUGUUUACUGAAAUCUGACAGUGAAACAUCUCCUGUUAUUAGGUAACAAAAAUGCUGUGAGCUUGGACUUUGUAUCUGGUUUCAUGUUCCGUUAUGAGGGAACAUUUAAGGGAAUAUUUUACCACUAUUUAUGUAGACGUUCAGUCUCUGCUGGUGGUCUCUAUAGUCUAUUAAACCUUGUCCAAAAGUGCCAGCAUAUACCAGAAAGGUUUCCAACAACAGGCAGACACCAUGACUGUGUCUGAAACCACUCUCUAUUUGCUAUGUAGUGCACUAUAUUAACCGUAUGCCAUUUUAUUUGAAUGUCUGCACUCUAAGUGGAAAAUUUACAUCUAUGUAGUGCCCUUAAAAAAUUCCAACAACGGAACAAAAAAAAAGUUUUGUGCAUGGCAUGUAAACUCUUUUCUGCCAACAAUGUGUCACAAUUUACAGAUGCAGAUACAUUACAGUUGUGUGACGCUACACUUGUUAGUGAAUAUAGUAAACUAUUGAGUGUCUGUUAUAUGGGGAGAAGUGGGUAUGUUAACGAGGGGUGAUUUCAGACACAGUCCAUGGCUGAAUGGUAAAAUUGCAUUAAAUUGCAGUUCUUCUAGUGGCCACUAGUUGCUGAUUCAAAGGAAAUUAUAUCCAUAUCUGAGUCACUAUUUGAAAAACAGAAAGAUUUUGGAACCACUCAGUGAAGUGACAUUGCAGACAGCAGUGCUCGCUACACCCCCACAUUGGCUACCUUUUUUUCCUUUUUUUUAUAACAAACAAACUUAUCAGAUCACUUAUUUGAAAAAUUAUAUAAUCAUACACCAAUGCUACACAUGAUGGCUAAACGAAAUCAGAACAUCCUCUAACCUUUUUUCUUGGAAUGCUCAGUUAUUUUUUUUCCACAAGAGGAGUAAGAAGUUCCAAAGAAAAAACAGUCCCGUUAAAACUCACUGCAGUGUUUCGGUUGGGAUUUGGUCAGCAACUGAAGGACAAAUACUCCAGGAAACUUUGUCAUCACAACAAGUGGUGCUGCUGCAGUCUGGCCGGCGUUGGCAGAAUCACUGACUUUGGCAGAACCACUGGCCAAUAGCCUGGGUUGGGCCAGGUCAACUGUUAGCAGUGCAGGAGUACAAUCAACCUGAGACUCUGCCUCCCUUUGUUGCAUUUCCUCAGCAGUGGACCAGGACUGUUACAAUCCCACUGUGACUCUGACAUUCGUUAAUUCGUAAUGUUCACAGCAUGUCAGUACUGGCAAGCUGUUCCAAAAUGUACUCAUUAAGCCUUAUAACAGGAGACGAGAAAAUGAAACUUAUCUCAGCCAAAACUAUAUUUUUCCUUCAUUCAUUAAUCUCAAUAUAGGUCAGUGGAUGGCUGAAGCAGACCCAGCUGCAGGGCUACAGUUACACAGAGAACAGAGACAAUUAUUGUGAACAUAGACAUACCACCCCUAUAACUAAUACAAGGAAAUAAAGAUGAAAAUCAGUAAAAAUGUUCUUAUAAUAUAGUCAUCUCUCUAUAUAAAAAGAUUAGUUGUGUUACCUCAAUAAAUAAGUAAAAUGUUCUUCUACAAUUCAAGUGACUAAUGCACUUAUGAACACUACAGGGAACUGUGCUGCAUUUGUAGGUUCUGUGUUUUCAUUUUGACGAAGUUGUACUAGAAACAUGAUAUAGCACAUCAGUAUCAUUGAAGCUUACAUAAUGUCUAGAUUGCACAUGGUCAGUUCAGGCUGUGCGGUUGUUUAGAUGAACUUGUUUACUGUUGGUGGUGUUUGUUGUCUGUCUUAUAAGGAUGAUCAAUAUAUCUUUAAAGUGUAAUAGGUACAUUGGAUUGAAUAUAUACAUAUUGUUAAAGGAUACUUGUAUAAAUAACAUUGUAUGAUAGGAACAGGAUAUAUUAUCAUGUCUAGUCUGUAGAUUUUUGUAACUCUUAUCCUUGCACAAACAUUAACAAAACAAUAAAUCAAUGAAACCGCACAGAAA